AUGUUUAGGGUUAUCUAAAGCUAUAGUACAUUUAAAUAUAAUAGGAUUACUGAUUUAAGCUCAAGUUGUAAGUUGUGGCAACUUACAAAAAACAAUAUGACUGUUGAGCUGACUUUGAAAGUUGCUAUUGGGAUAGUUAAACCAAAAAAUGCCAAAUUAAUUUACAUUAAUUUAACAGACAAAGUGCGCCAAUUUAGGAUGAAACCAAUUUGUGUGAAAUCAAAGCCUAGAAUCAAAUUUAAAAUCUUACUAACUGUUCUAUUUUAAGUAGAAAGGCUUGCCUAAUUCCUUCUCAAUCAUGUUAGAUUAAGUCAACUACUUUGUGAUGGGAAGAUGUAGGCUCAAUUAUGGUUACUUGUUCGUAAAUCAAUGAAUCAAUGA
Paramecium tetraurelia is the source of this 381-nucleotide messenger RNA. RefSeq lists its product as uncharacterized. The transcript is spliced from 2 exons. The record is from RefSeq and is a predicted model, not a curated record. NCBI's taxonomy places the organism in Eukaryota, Ciliophora, Oligohymenophorea, Peniculida, Parameciidae.